Molecule: messenger RNA, 4034 nt
Organism: Mobula hypostoma (lesser devil ray)
Lineage: Eukaryota; Metazoa; Chordata; Chondrichthyes; Myliobatiformes; Myliobatidae
Gene: sardh
Product: sarcosine dehydrogenase
Exons: 21
Coding region: 247-3000 (917 amino acids)
Cellular component (GO): mitochondrion; mitochondrial matrix; cytoplasm
Molecular function (GO): sarcosine dehydrogenase activity; protein binding
Source: RefSeq, a predicted model, not a curated record
AUCCCAGCUUUGAGAAGUCAGGCCGGAGAAUGGGUGUAACCCCUCGGGAAAGCUUUGCGUAAAGUGCGGGUUGAGUAACCUCUGGAUUGGGCUGACCCUGGCGAUUGACGUUGAAAAGGUCCAAAGGUCUCCACUGAUCCUCAGCCAGCGCGACCCCCUCCCUCCCCCAGCUGCGGUCGGUCGCUGACGCGGACCCCGGGUACGGGGCGGGGUUAGGUCCCGGUGCUGGUUGGAAAGCAGUUGACCAUGAGCUCCACCGCCUCUACUCUCCGAAUAGCAACUUUCUGCAGGAACUCCCAGAAUUUCCUGAUAAAAUCUGGUCUACAGUAUUUCAGUUCAGCUUCACGGAGCUUGACACCAGAAGGGAACGUGCCCGGCAGUAAAUCCCUCAAACAGGAGAAACUAGACGGGAAAGGUCCAACAAAAUCAUUGCCAGAAUGCGCCGAUGUGGUGGUGAUGGGUGGUGGCAGCGUGGGCUGUCAAACGCUGUACCAUUUGACAAAAAUGGGGAUGACCAACGUGGUCCUGCUGGAGCGCGACCAGCUGACGGCUGGCACUACUUGGCACACAGCUGGACUGUUGUGGCAGUUGCGACCCAGUGACAUUGAGGUUGAGCUCCUGAAACACACGCGACAGGUUGUGAGUAAAGAUUUGGAGCAGGAGACCGGGUUACACUCGGGUUGGAUUGAGAACGGUGGCCUCUUCAUAGCCUCCAACAAGCAGCGUCUGGAUGAGUACAAGCGCCUAAUGUCGCUGGGGAAAGUCUAUGGGAUCGAGUCACAUGUGCUGUCACCUUCCGAGACAAAAGCCCUUUACCCGCUGAUGAACGUGAGUGACCUGUACGGCACUCUGUAUGUUCCCACUGACGGCACCAUGGACCCCGCUGGAACCUGCAGCACCUUGGCACGGGCUGCAACCGCUCGCGGGGCAAUGGUGAUCGAGAACUGUCCAGUGACGGGGAUCCAAGUGAAAGUGGACGAUUUUGGAAUUCGGCGGGUCAGCGGUGUGGACACGGACUAUGGAACAAUCCAAACGACAUGUGUGAUUAACUGUGCAGGUGUAUGGGCUCGGAAGCUGGGGGCAAUGGCUGGGGUUAACGUUCCACUUAUCGCCAUGCGCCAUGCAUAUGUGGUCACAGAGCGGAUCGAAGGAAUCCAGAACAUGCCGAAUGUUCGGGAUCACGAUGCCUCAGUGUAUCUCCGUCUCCAAGGCGAUGCCCUGUCUGUCGGUGGAUAUGAACCAAAUCCAAACUUCUGGGAAGAGGUCGUGGAUAAAUUUGCCUUCAGCCUGUUUGACCUGGAUUGGGAAGUCUUUACUCAGUUGAUAGAGGGAGCAAUCAAUCGCAUCCCUGUACUGGAAACGACCGGGGUGAAAUCAACUGUGUGUGGCCCAGAAUCCUUCACCGCCGACCACAAGCCACUGAUGGGUGAGGUUCCGGAACUCAGGGGCUUCUUCCUGGGAUGUGGAUUCAAUAGUGCCGGUAUGAUGUUAGGGGGCGGUUGUGGGAAGGAGCUCGCUAACUGGGUCAUUCACGGUCAUCCAGAGAAGGACAUGUAUGGUUAUGACAUCCGCCGUUUCCAUCACUCAAUGACCAAUGACAAUCGUUGGAUCCGUGAGCGAAGCCAUGAAUCCUACGCUAAGAAUUACGCUGUGGUUUUCCCCCACGAUGAACCUCUCGCUGGGAGGAACAUGAGGCUCGAUCCACUGCAUCAGGAGCUCCUUCAGCAGGGGUGCGUAUUCCAGGAGCGACAUGGAUGGGAGAGACCAGGGUGGUUCACUCCCACGGGUCCUGCUCCGGUUCUGGAUUAUGAUUAUUAUGGAUUUUAUGACAACAAGCGUCAUGAGGGUUAUAGGUACAACCAGCUGCUGUGGGGAGAUUACACCUUUGAUUUUCCCUCGCACCACGAUCAGAUUAAGUUGGAAUGUAUGACCUGCCGGAAUGCAGUCGCAGUUUUUGACAUGUCGUAUUUUGGCAAAUUUUACCUGGUGGGUCCAGAUGCUAAAAAGGCAGCGGAUUGGCUGUUCACGGCUGAUGUCAGCUCAUCCAUAGGUAAAACAGUCUACACCUGUAUGCUGAACAGUCGAGGUGGGACAGAGAGUGACCUGACAGUUAGUCGCAUUGAGUCCUCUCCACAAGGAUCUUCACUCACUCCUACCUUUGAAGGUGAUGGGUACUACCUGGCUGUUGGAGGUGGAGUGGCACAGCACAAUUAUUCCCACAUCAUCACCAUGCUUCAGGAUCAGAGGCUGAACUGCCAGUUGCUCGACUGCUCGGAGGAGCUGGGGAUGAUCAGUGUGCAGGGACCCCUGAGUCGCACGGUGCUGCAGGAAGUUCUCGACGUGGACCUCAGUAAUGAGGCCUUUCCCUUCUCCACACACCAGGUGGUGAAGGCCGCUGGGCAUUUGGUGCGGGCUAUGAGGCUGUCGUUCGUGGGUGAGAUGGGCUGGGAACUCCACGUGCCAAGGGAGUCCUGUGUGCCCGUUCACCGUGCUGUGAUGCAGGCUGGUGCCAAGUUUGGAAUCAUGAACGCUGGUUACAGGGCCAUUGAUUCACUCAGCAUUGAGAAAGGAUACAGACACUGGCACGCUGACCUACGAUCCGAUGACACUCCUCUUGAAGCUGGGCUCGCUUUCACUUGCAAACUGAAGUCAAAGAUUCCAUUUCUUGGCCGAGAGGUGCUGGAGCUACAAAAGACUCAGGGGCUGUUUAAGCGCCUGGCGUGUUUCACCAUCGAAGAGAAGGUUCCCAUUUUUGGCCUGGAAGCUAUCUGGAGGAACGGGAAGGUGGUCGGACUUAUCCGGAGGGCAGAUUUUGCUUUUGCGCUCAAUAAGUCAAUAGCUUAUGGUUACAUGAGGGAUCCUGAGGGGUGUGCGGUGACAACGGACUUUAUGAAGCAUGGUGAGUACUCGCUGGAGAGGAUGGGUGUCUCUUACCCAGCCAAGGUCCACCUCAAAUCACCUUUCGACCCAAGCAACAAACGAGUAAAGGGGAUUUAUUAGCGAAGAGCCAGCGCCAGAAGUUGCCGUUACCUGUGGAUUUGGCAGCGAGAAAAACGCAAGCACAAAUUUGCUGCAAUUGUCAUCAAGUUUCAGCUGAGGGACAUUCUACAGAGCAGUGGAAUAUCUAAUUUAUCUGCUCUGGAGUUUUGUAGUGUUUUUGAAACUUUACUAAGUCAAGAGCAAUUUUAAAGUCUUUAUAAUUAUUGACAAUCAAGAUUUUGCUAAUUGAUCCUCACAUGAAUACUGAAAAUAUGUUAGCUGAAGCUGAGACCCAAGGAUGUGGUGGGGGUGGGGGGGAUACAGUGAGUGAAUUGGGAGAGGUACAACACAGACCCUCCUCCUGUCGAUUGGGAAUCCCAUAAAAUGUCAGGAGCUGUGUGUUGCAGGUGUCUAUAGGCCCUGCAGUGGCUUUUACACCCUUUUCAGAAAUCUAUUAUCAGCUUCCACCACCUUCUGGAAGCUUGAUAAAUGUCCAAAAGCUUCUAAGUGUUGCUAUCAAAUCUGCUUCCAUCAGCAUGUUCCAGGCUUGUUAUUUUUAUUUUCAAGGCAAGUUUUUUUUUAAACACAGGUGCCUGGAACAUGCUGCCGGGGGAGGUGGUAGAAACAGCUAUGAUUUUAAUGAUUAAGAGGCAUUCAGACAGAUAGUUAAACAGGCAGGGAAUGGAGGGAUAUGCGCUUGUACCUUGCCAGGCAGAUGGGAUCAUGAUUGGAAUUAAUAUGCUGGGUCAAAGGGUCUGUUCGUGUUCAUUGUCCAGUAAAUGUUAAAUCAAUCUCUCAGUGAAUAGGAGGAUUCUGUUCUACCCUUGAUCCAGUUCCAUAACAUCUGUGGCAACAGAGCCCACAUUCUGAAUCCUGCCUGUUCUGUUCACUGGUUCAGUAAAAGUCCACUGUUCUGUGACGAAACUGAUCUAAGUCCUGCUUGAAUUAAUUGCUGGUUUGUACGGAGUGAUAAAUAAUGGGUGGAUAAUCUCUGUGCUUUUUCACAACCAAUAAUAAACAAAUUGCAAUUGUGGGCUGGAUUACAGGUACGGUAU